GGGCUCCCGCGGGGAGGCCUCUCAUCGCCCGCUCGGUCGGUCCGAGGAGCUGCCCCUGCCGAAAGGGCCGCUCAAGCGGCGACCCGUGGGUGGCUGGAGCGGGCGGGGGGCGCCGGGCCUAGGGAUUUAAGAAUGCUGUUACAAUUGGGAAAAAUGCACUUUAUCAUUUGUCCAUUGGACUGAAGCAGAUAGAAUGGAUGGGAGAAAGUACUGCUCACCACUGGCAUCCAUAGACAACAUUCUCAGACUGCUUUGCUGAAGACCUCUCUAGCAGCAUAGCCUGGUAUUUUACUCCUUCUGGUCGUGCGUGCAGAAUCCAGGCAUCUCUGAAGUACUUGGAAUAUGAGUGUUCUCCUCAUUGAAGCCUUUUAUGGUGGUUCCCACAAACAGCUGAUGGAUCUUCUUCAGGAAGAACUACAAGAUGACUGUGUCCUCUGUACGCUUCCUGCUAAGAAGUGGCAUUGGAAAGCACGAACUGCUGCUCUUUAUUUCAUGCAAACAGUGCCAACAAGUACUAAUUACAGGAUCCUCUUUGCAAGCUCGGUGCUUAACCUGGCUGAACUCGCUGCCCUCCGCCCUGACCUUGGCAAAUUGAAAAAGGUCCUCUACUUCCAUGAGAACCAAUUGGUAUAUCCUGUCCAGAAAUGCCAGGAAAGGGAUUUUCAGUAUGGAUACAACCAGAUUCUUUCAUGUUUGGUUGCUGAUGUUGUGGUGUUCAACUCUGCCUUCAAUAUGGAAUCGUUUCUUACAUCCAUUGGAAAAUUUAUGAAGCUGAUUCCUGACCACAGACCCAAGGAUUUGGAAAAAAUAAUCAGACCGAAGUGCCAAGUUGUUUAUUUUCCAGUCAGGUUUCCUGAUGUGAGCAGGUUCAUGCCAGAACAUAAGCUUGCCCAUUUGGAAAAGGUAAUUGGUGUUAAAAGACAUGGAGAUGCUUAUCAAUUGGAGGGUCUGCCUGGCCAGCAGAACAGCAAAGCUUUAAUGAAAAACAGCAACACACAUCAUGAGUCUGGACUUUGUGAAGCUCAGCCUGGACUUUAUACCACACAGCAAGAGGAGCUGCCUUCCCCAUUAACAACACCGGGGAGACUGAACAAAUCUGAAGUAUCAGAAAGUACAAAUCCUUGUCAAGAAGAAGAUAAGCAACAUCUGACUUUUAACCUCUCUAAUAUCUUGAGUGGACAGGACUAUCAGCAAAGACCUAUACACAUUGCUUGGCCUCACAGGUGGGAACAUGACAAAGAUCCUGAAACUUUCUUUAAAGUCCUGCUGAAGCUGAAAGAGAAAGAUCUACCUUUUCACGUGUCUGUCCUUGGAGAGGCUUUCACUGAAAUUCCAGAUAUCUUUUCAGAGGCCAAAAAAGCGUUGGGAUCUUCUGUUUUGCACUGGGGCUACUUACCCAGCAAAGAUGACUAUUUCCAGGCUCUGUGCAUGGCCGAUGUUGUCAUCUCGACAGCCAAACACGAAUUCUUUGGCGUGGCAAUGGUGGAAGCUGUGUAUUGCGGCUGUUACCCGCUGUGUCCCAAAGCCUUGGUGUACCCUGAGAUAUUUCCAGCUGAAUAUCUGUAUUCUACACCUGAACAGCUUUUUAAAAGGCUCCAGAAUUUCUGCAAGAGACCAGAUACUGUAAGGAAACAUCUCUAUAAGGGCGAGACGGACGGGUUUUCUUGGGCAGCGCUCGGCGGUAAAUUCAGGUCUCUGCUCGCAACAGAACCGAGGGAAGAUUUGUGACAGAUGGGGCUAAGUCACAAACUUGCAGCCUCAGGCAGAAUUGUGGAAGUUUCCAGAGUGUGCCCAUAUUUACCUGAUCAGAGAGAAAAGAAAAUCUGCAGAGGAAGCCGAGCCUGGCUGCUUGUCAUAGCUGACACAGAGCCAUCUGCCACAAACCUGUGGCGGCUUCAGAUCUCCAAUCCCUGCCACCACCCCAGCUCAAAUUAAAUACAGAUUCUUAGAGACGUUAUGAUGGUUACACAUGUCCUCGGCAUCACAUGCAGGAGACUGUUCAAAAAAAAUAUGUGGCCUGUUGUGUAACCGCACUCAUGUAUCCCAUAUGUGGUGCCACAUUGAAUUUCCGGUUGAAUCUGUUUUUAUCCUUUGUACUGGAUGACAUGGUGCCUGAAUUCUUUCUUUUCGCCGACACGAUGGCAGCCAAGCUGCAGCUUCAAACGCUCACACUUGGCUGAGUUUCUACCUAGGUUGCCAGGUUAUCAUUGGAGCCUUAUUGUGUCCUCAAAGGGCCACAGGGCCUGAAAGGAGGAUCCGAAGGCUGCCGGACUAAUUGGGCAGCCAUCAUCUCCGGGUUGUUUGGAGGCAAAGGGCUGCUUUAGCACUUCUUUUCCUUUUUUUUUUUUUUCCCUUCUUUUAUUUUUUUUUUUUGCAAAUUAAUGACUCUCUGGCACAGGGGUUUUUAAGUGAAGGUAUUAAUAAGGGGUCUGGCAGGUAAUCCCACGAUUCGUGGAGUUACAUUUGCAUUUAAUUAAUCUUGAAGAAAGCUGAAAGAUAAACAGCUGUAAUUCAAACUAGCAUGGGAAAUAUGCUACAUGGUGCCAUCUAUCCGAUAAAAUGAAAGCCGAGACACUUGUUUCAUUUCUCUCAAGGAUGGAGAACAAACAGAUAACAGUCAAAAUACUUCCAAUAAAAACCGGUAGUUUAAAUGUAACGGCAGUUCAUCAAGAAUCUUUGCAUCCAGUUACAAAUACAGUCUUUUAAAGAUAAAUCACUUAUGAUUCCAGCAGUCAAGCUGCUAUAUUUGUUGAUGUAAAAUGUUUUGAAGAUGUAGAUUGUACAAUAAAUUUUUAAUAAAGUGCCCACUGCAAUUUUUAA
Colius striatus (speckled mousebird) is the source of this 2820-nucleotide messenger RNA. RefSeq names its product glycosyltransferase like domain containing 1 (gene QTMAN). NCBI's taxonomy places the organism in Eukaryota, Metazoa, Chordata, Aves, Coliiformes, Coliidae. The record is from RefSeq and is a predicted model, not a curated record. The transcript has 11 exons. Gene Ontology annotation, molecular function: glycosyltransferase activity. The coding region runs from base 343 to 1728 and encodes 461 amino acids.